AUGUGCCAGACAUCGUAUAUAGCUAACCAACUAGCUGCUGAUCUGUGAGAGUAUACAGCUGUGUAGAAACAAUACUUUUUUGGAAGCCACCAUGGCUGAAGGAGGGAAAGGCGAAGAAUUGCCAGAUUAUGGGGAGGAUUGGACACACAUUGAAUCAAGUGAUGCUGAAAAACUCAAGCUGCUGUUACCUCCAAUGAAUUAUUCUGUCUUUAACAAGGAUGGAGUAAACAUAGACUUUGUUGAGCCAGUUGCCAACACUGCGGACACCAACCUUGAAGUCAGUGAUGAUCCUGCAGCUGCAGUUGCUGACUCUGCAUUAAGUACAGACACCAGCCUUGAAGUCAGUGAUGAUCCUACAGAUUCAGCCAAUCUGUUGUCAACCAGCACUGAUGAGUUAGCUGCAUCAUUACCAUCGAAAGAUCUGCCUGCAAGUAAUAAAUCAUUUGCAGAUCAAACUGAAACAACCAGUACUUUUGAUAAAGAUGCUAGUAAGGGACCAACUAUGCUACUUCAGGGAAAUGAAAAACCUACUGAAUGCAUAAUUCAAGGUCACGAGGACUGUACAGUAACCACUCAAGAUUAUGUGCAACCGCCCACUCUAUUUGAGGUGUCUUCUGAAGGAGGAACAUGUUCUCUCAAGGAUCUGAAUGUUACCAUCAAAAUUCCACAAGGAGCUGUUCCGCCUGGUGUUAAGGCAUAUUUUCGAGUAGCAGUGUGUCUUGGCAGUGGACAGAGUGUGUAUCCAGCGGGCGCAAUCCCCAUCUCCGCAGUCUUUUUGCUACAAAUGACAAACGGAGUUGAGCUCCAGGAACCUGUCAGAAUUUCUCUGCCGCACUUUCUGUCGGACCCUGCUAAAGUUGGUGAAAUGGGUGUUAUGAAAGCUCCACACGACGAGUCUGGUCCCCCAAAGUUUAUUGAACAGCCUUGUAAAGUUACACCUGUAGAUGGGCACGAAAUAGCCACUUUUUCUAUUCAGCACUUCUGUUACUUGCAAUUGUAUACAAAAGCAAAAUCUGAAGAGGCUUUGGAAUUCAGGUACUGCAUUUGUCCGGUUUUGCCUCUCUUUUCAAAUAUGCCUCUUGGCACACCAUUUUUUAUGUAUUUCUGCUUGACGUACUUUGAUCCAACUUUCUUGAUGGCACUUGAUUCACAGUGUGAAACAGUUCCCAGAUUAAAGAACCAUCGUGUUGAUAAGGACAGAAUAAUACAGUUUACUGCAUCACACAGUUUGAGGGUUAGCACUGUCAAAUAUAAAGUCAAUAAACCACAACGCAAUAGUGGCUGGCAGUGGGACGUUUCUUACACUGCUCUAGAUAUGCCUCUUCAUCCCUCAGAACACACUGAUAAUGGCUUUAAAUAUUUGUUCAACUCAUUCCUCUAUCCUCCAAGUUACAAAUUGGAGGUCUGUGGCUCUGGGAGCAAAACAAAUACAGAUAUGGUUGUAGUAACCUUCCGAGACUGUUCAGGAAAGAAAAUUGAAAUAGCGGUGCCGCUACCAUCUUAUACCCCUGGCCCCAAAGAGCCGGAAAAGCUUUCUCCUGAGUACAUAGUGUUCAAACUAUGCUCAACAAAGCUAAUACAGAUAAUAAAAAUAGUCGCGGUUACCUUUGGUGAUGCUCUUUGGUCAGCGGACUUGAUACCGAGUGAUGUGUUGGACUGCACGCGGGAGAUGACACACGCUGUAGAGAAAGCUCAGAAGCUAGUGUAUACCAUAAGAGACUCUAUUGAGCAUAGGCCGAGCAAGUAUCAUGACUUUGUUAAAGUUCUGAAAGACAAUAACGAAUCAUGGGCGAUCAAUGCCCUCAGCACACUGGAUAAAUGCUACAGUGACCUCAAAGGGAAAUAUAUUUCAGAAGUACUAGAACACCACAGAACAACUCUUAUAGUGGAAAUUAAUCCCAUAUUGGGCAGAGUAAUCAAUCGUCUCUGGAGAUUGUGUAUUGUUCGAGUUCCUGACUCUAGGAAGUCGGCCCAAGAUGUCAUAACUAUCUUAGGCGAUGAGCUGAAAUGUAAACCAUGGCUGUUUAAAAAUGCAUGCAUUGCUCUCGGCAUUGGAGGCCUGAAAAAGGACACUAUUAAAACCAUUCAAGUUACGGUGUGUAAGCGCUUCCCUAAAGCUUUGAAGGAGACACAAGUGCUUGAUGGGAGUGGUGGUAGAAGAGAGCUGAUGGUAGAGAACACUCCUAAGAGAACCCUGACUAUGCCGUGAACAAUGGUGGAACAAACACAUAAUGUUUAUAAUUAAUUUGCGCAUAUGUCAUAAUUUUUGUUCUUUGUUGUGCCAUUAAGUCUGUACAUUUGUAACAGAUGUAAGAAUUUAUUAUGAAUAUAA
Messenger RNA from Halichondria panicea, 2332 nucleotides. RefSeq lists its product as uncharacterized. NCBI's taxonomy places the organism in Eukaryota, Metazoa, Porifera, Demospongiae, Suberitida, Halichondriidae. The record is from RefSeq and is a predicted model, not a curated record. The transcript has 11 exons. The coding region runs from base 92 to 2209 and encodes 705 amino acids.